This is a messenger RNA of Dentiscutata erythropus, 1268 nucleotides long. The record is from the annotation of a GenBank genome assembly. NCBI's taxonomy places the organism in Eukaryota, Fungi, Glomeromycota, Glomeromycetes, Diversisporales, Gigasporaceae.
AUGUCUGACAACAUAUUCGUAAAAUAUAUAAAAAUUGUCAAUGAACGUAAAGGUGCUAUCGAUAUUCGUGGACAAGUUUUAAUUCAAAAUUCUUGUAAAGGAGAAAAAACAGUCACAAUAGAGUACAGUACUGAUUCAUGGGACACUGACUAUCGGGUGAAUGCAACUUGGUCACGUACCCCCUCUCCUAAUCAAGAUAUUUAUGAUUUCGAAAUUUUAUCUAUUAAAUUCUCAAAAUUACCAAUAUAUCUUGAAUUUACCGUGUUAUGUGAUAUCGCAGGUUCUAUUUUAUGGAUUAGCGAUGGUUAUAAUUGUUUAUAUGAUAAAGGUUCAUCUAAAGAAUUCUUUUUCGAUUUUACUACCGAUGAUAAUUAUUCAAAUAAUUCAAUUGAUGAAGAACGUAAAAAAUUAGAUGAAAUACGUAAGCAAUUAGAAAAUGAACGUAGAAGAUUAGAUGAAAAUGAAGAAUUUACACGUAGACAACUGGAAGAAGAACGUAAACAAUUGGAAAAAGAACGUAAUCAAUUAGAUGAAAAACGUAAACAAUUAGAUGAAGAACGUAGGCAAUUAGAAAAACAAGUGAUGGAAAUAAACUACAAUGAUAAUAAUACAGAUAGCAGUUCUUCUCAAUUGUCUAACAGCAUAUUCGUAAAAUCAAUAAAGGUUGUCAACGAUUCUAAUGGUGUUAUCGAUCUUCAGGGGCAGGUCGUGGUACAAACUUGUGGUUCUGACAAAUCUGUAACAAUAGAAUACACCACUGAUUCAUGGGUCACGAACAAUCGCGUAAUUGCAACUUGGUCUCAUACUCUUUCUUCUGAACAAGAUUCGUAUUAUUUUAUGAUCUCUGUUUCUAAAACUUCUAGUUUACCACUAUAUCUUGAAUUUAUGGCUCUAUGUAAUGCCUCUGGUAUCGACUUAUGGACUAAUAGUUAUGAAUAUUUAUAUGAUGCGGGGACUCCUAAAGAACUUUUUUUCAGUGAUACUUUUAACGAAAAUUAUAUUGAUAGUUUCUUCCUUCAGGAUGUAUCAGAGGACGAAAAAAAAGAAUGUUCAAUAUGUACUGAAAAUGUUGAUAUUAAAGCCUUUUUGAAUGUUACGGAUCUAUGUAGUCACGAUAGUAACAUAUGUCGUGAGUGUAUCGGUGAAUAUAUCAAACAUGAACUUGAGGAUAAAGGAAAUAUCAAUAUUUCAUGCCCGUUAGAAGAUUGUCAUGAGGUUUUACGAGAACAGGAUGUGAAAGAAUUUACCAAUGAAGACGUGUUUGCAAA